Syzygium oleosum is the source of this 1391-nucleotide messenger RNA. Its product is annotated as RING-H2 finger protein ATL74. The record is from RefSeq and is a predicted model, not a curated record. The transcript has a single exon. Bases 613 to 1161 code for a protein of 182 amino acids. Gene Ontology annotation, molecular function: transferase activity. Lineage: Eukaryota; Viridiplantae; Streptophyta; Magnoliopsida; Myrtales; Myrtaceae. Gene Ontology annotation, biological process: protein ubiquitination.
AAUUGCCCAAAUAUUAAAACCCCUUGAUAUCUUGAUUAGGUGCCUAAUCUUCUUCGCUUCACCCGCUCCUCCUCCUCCUCCUCUCUGCCUUCUCUCCUUCUUCCUUCUCUUUAUAUCUUCGCCUCGCCUCUCUCGCUGCAGCCCUUCGCUUCUCUCCCUCUCUCUUAAUCUCUCUCGCCGGAGCAAAAUUUUCCGACCGACCGACCGUCGCUUCGCCGGCGGGACAGAUGACUGGAGGAGGAGCGGAGCGAGCCCCGAUUCCGAUUCCGAUUCCGGUCGCCCCACAGUUGCGCGUCGCCCCAAUCGUCUGACGAUGGAGGACCAUUUCCCUCGCCAUCAGCAAAGCUCGAAUCGUGGAUGAGCUGCUCCAACGGUCCCAAUUCGGAUAAAAUCCGUUCUGGAGAUGUGGCAAAUGACGCGCUCGCUUUCCCUUAUCUAGCAGACACACACACACCCACCCAAAGCAGAUGCUCUUUCCGUGUCCCUUUCUAGCUGGAAUCUCACCCAACAUUGCCGUCUUUUCGCUUUGAUCGAGUCGACUCCGAGGUCAUAUCCUCGCUUAUCGUCUUCCACUGAACCCCGAGUCUCGUGGGUUUUACUGGGUUUCCGGCCAUGAAUCGGCUCAGCCUGAACCGGAGGUUCCUGGCCGCGGGCCUCGGCAUGCCGCCGUCGGAGGCGUCGGGGGAGAACGGGACGACGGCGGCGGCGGCCAGCGACUCGUACAUCAGCGAGACGAACUUCGACACCAACAUGGUGAUCAUCCUGGCCGCCCUGCUGUGCGCGCUCAUCUGCGCCCUGGGGCUCAACUCCAUCGUCCGCUGCGCCCUCCGGUGCAGCCGGCGGUUCGUGGCGGAGACGCCGGAGCAGGCGGCGGCGAGGCUGGCGACCACCGGCCUCAAGAGGCGCGACCUGCGCCAGAUCCCCGUGGCGGUGUACGGGUCCGCGGCGGCGGCGGCGAGCAUCCCGGCGACGGAGUGCCCGAUCUGCCUCGGCGAGUUCGUCGACGGGGAGAAGGUGCGGGUGCUCCCCAAGUGCAACCACGGGUUCCACGUGAGGUGCAUUGACACGUGGCUGCUCUCCCACUCGUCCUGCCCCAACUGCCGGCACUCGCUCCUGGAUCGGCGGCCGCCGGAGAACGAGCCCGCCGUCGUCGUCGAUUAGCCCGUAGAAUCCCGCGGCGGCGGCGGCGGCGGAGGUAGAAGAAAAGGCCCACUGUAAAUUCCUCGGGUUUGAUUGAUAGUGUAAGGCUGAGGCAGUGUGUGUGCCCGCUUUAGUUUUGGAGGCGGAAGUUUCAGAUGUAUAGGAAGAACACGGCGGAGCGAGUUCCGGCGCCGAUCCGACUCAGCGAGUUUCGAAAAUUGGUAGAUAUCUAUUUUCUGCCUCGUUUCCAA